This is a messenger RNA of Acanthaster planci (crown-of-thorns starfish), 5684 nucleotides long. RefSeq lists its product as uncharacterized. Gene Ontology annotation, cellular component: nucleus. Gene Ontology annotation, molecular function: metal ion binding; NAD+ poly-ADP-ribosyltransferase activity. Lineage: Eukaryota; Metazoa; Echinodermata; Asteroidea; Valvatida; Acanthasteridae. The record is from RefSeq and is a predicted model, not a curated record.
UCCACGCAACGCACCCAACAUUAUUUUGUUGCAAUAAAUUGCGGAAAACAGUAUUGUUCGUCCGGACUGGGUGGUGCGUUAAAAACUGAAUAGUUUUCUCUGCCUGGGGACAAAAGCUCUCUCCUGGGGAGUACCAAACUUGCAAAAGCAGUGGUACAUGUUGCUGAUUCAGCAUUGAUCAUGGCUGAGGGAAGAAAGACAGCCCAUUUCAAGAGAGGAGAUAGCAAGAGUUCAGGAAAGUCAUCUGCUGAAAAUGAACUGAAGCUGUGUUCGGCUUAUCUGUACCGAAAAGAGGGUUGUAACCGGGGAGAUGACUGUAACUUCCUCCACAUCUGCCGGGGCUACAUACUGCAGUCGUGCAAAGCUAGUGGGCAUGCCUGCAAAUUUUCCCACGAUCUUAGUUGCAGACAACCGCAGGCUCUCUUUCGGAGACAGUUCGGGAUCAAGCACCUGAAUGGGAAAUCUCUACACGAGUUCAGGGAGCUCUUUGCCGCAGCCCUGCAAAGUCCCUCCGUCACUGGCUCAGGCCAGCAGAGCAGCUGCGGAGAAGAGGAAACCGGGAAGCACCACCGGCAAAAGUUGAGGAAGUUUCUCUGGAAAUUAGGUGAUAUCCGUGAUGCCAAGUCAUUAGAUAGACGGUCAGACUUUGAAGGAUGCAGUGAUGGUGAUUAUGAUGAAGGCAGCAGAGACAACUUGAAAGGGAAGAAGGAGCCACCAAAAUGGCCAGCAGCCAAGCAACCCCAGACUGAGAAGGAAAAACAACCGACAAAAAUCUGCUCCUUCUAUGUCCGAGGAAACUGCAAGUUUGCCUCUCACCCCGGGUUCAGGCACUGCUCCAGUCCCUUCCAAUGGCAGAUUUUUGACGGCCAACAGCAUGACUGGCUGGACCUCACAAGGCAGGCAAAUGAUGCCAUAGAGGAAAAGUUCUGUAAUGUCAACAACACACAGUUUAGAGAACCCAUUAUGGCAUGUUCUGGGGAGAGCAUCGACGGUAGUUUCUACCGAGCAACAAUAACGUUUGGUGUGGAAUCCUUCAGCGUUAGUAAUGAAAAGAGUGGCAGAGUCUUGGAUAUGCGACGUCUUUCCACAGUGUCAGAGGCGCAACCUGGGCGUCCAAAUAGUGGUCACAGCACUCAGUGGAUAUGGUAUUGGCAAUAUGACAACCAGACCUGGAUGCAGUUCCUGAAACCCGAGGAUACUUCCCCCUUGACGAGCAGUACUGCAAUUGAAAGGAAGUUUUUGAGUUUUAUGAACCAUAAAGGACCCUGCCAACUUGACGUCACCACAAGGCUGGGGGAAUCCAAGCUUGAUUUCUCCCAAAUGACACUGAGGAGUCCAGAGUCAGGCUACACUCACCCGUUGGCACGGAGACCCAAGUGGCAACCAACAUCAGAAGAAAAAUCACUCCGUGGCCAGAGCGAUCCUAGAGGCAGUAAAGAUAAGCAGUUGCCAGCAACUUCCCAGCAGACAGAACGGACAGAAGCAGUGACCCCAAAGAAAUCGAAAGUUGGUGAACUAGUAGAGUCUGAGGAAAGCAUCAUGAGGCAAAAGUCAGGUGACAAAGCUGUCCAAAGGAAGACCACAGACUCCUCAGACUCAUCCGCUGCCUCCUCUGGAACUCCGAAGACCAAGGCUACGCAUACACGGUCAAUUCUAGGUGACACAGCAGACAAAGGAGAGAAGAGACCACAGCGAGAAAUGGCAUCGGCAGAAGCAUCCAAUUCCACUUUAAUGGCCACUUCAUCGCAACAGGCUAAACCUGGUGGAGACGCUGAAAGUAUUCCUCAGAUUUGCAUCCAUUUCUUACAUGGAAGCUGUACGUUUUCUGAGCAAGACCACCAGCAAUAUAGGCACUUUCCACACCCCUUCCAGUGGCAGAUUCUGGAUGGAAUGAAAAGGGUUUGGCUUACUCUCACAGAACAGGCCAACCUGAAACUUGAAAAGCACUACUGCGACAUUAAAAAUAGAGCAUACACUGGGACCUUGCUUGCAUAUUCUGGUGAAAGUGAGAAGUUUGUUGUCAAAGUACAGUUUGCAAGCAUCGUGUUUGGCACUGAUACCUUCAUUAUCCAUGACCAGGCUUGGCAGUUUACAGAAGCGAGGCGUCUCUCUACGAUGUCCCAUGUCCAGGCUAAUGGAUGGAGGAAGGUUUAUGGCACUCACUGGAUGUGGUAUUGGCAGAAUAAUAUUGCUGGGAAGUGGUUUGUUUUCACCGAGGAGAACCCAGAGUCUGACAAGGAUAGCUCCUUAACCACGAGUGCCAUGAUUGAAAAGAGAUACCUGAAAUUUAAACGCAAACAAGGGCCAUCUUGCAUAGAUGUCAUGACCAUUCAAGGUGAGUGGAAGUUAGACUUCAGCAAGAUGAAGCAGACACAGUCCGUCAAAGGAUCAGAGAUGUUCAUACAGCUGGUGGCACGAAGGCCCAAGUGGAACCCUCAUGUGGAGCAGCAAGAUCCCAGCAAGGAGCAAAGUGUUCCUGUUGACGCAUCCAUCGGCAAGACUUCUGGGGGCUCCAAGGCCAAAAAAACGCAACCAGCUGUGGUGCAAAAGAUGGGUCAAAAGCCAGACACCUCUGUUCCACAACUUACCAAGGGCUUGGAUGAAGAACUAAGACAGCUCAUGAUAUCUCAAGUAGGAGAACUACAGAUGCAUACCAAAUCAUCAGACCAGAGCCCUAAUGCCCCCAGCAAUAGGGUCAAGUCCACAGAUACCUCAGAUUUUGCAGAUCUGGAGACCUUAGAGAAAUUGGUGAAAUCUCAACAAAGAUUUAUUGAGAAAUUGAAAUCACAAAAAGAUUUUCAAACUAGCAAACCUGAAGAGGGAUUUCCAACUCUUAAGGUGCCAGCAGUAUUAGCAGAUAUCCAGAGUCCAAAUGAUGUUGCCAUCCCCAAAGAACCAAGUGCUCAAACCAUUCAUCGGCAGGAUGACCGGGAUGAACCAGAGCCUCAAGAAAGCUCGUCUCAACGGAGGCCAAGUGACCCAGCUGUUAGGCCCAAGGCCAGAAACCCUUCCCGCUCUUCCAAGGUACUUCAACCAUCCUCCUCUUCCAACACCACUGCAUCAGCCUCUCAAGACAACCAAGUAGCUCGUCACCUAAAGCAGAGGGAAUUCACCUACAUCUGCCCAUACUUUCUACGAGGCAGGUGUAUUUACGAGGAUGACAAAUACAACCACAAGCGGCAUUUCCGGACCCCCUACCAGUGGCAGUUCCUUGACACAACAUUGCCAGGAGCCGACUGGGAGAACAUUCCCUCUGCUGAGAAUGAUCGUGUUGAGAGGUCAUUUUGUAAUGUAAACUUUGAAACCCAUGAAUGUAACAGUGAUGCACCUGGUCCAGUACUGUACGUCUAUUUUGAUGAAAAUCAAAUGCAUGGAUCUACAGUGGAUAUUCAUCUCCGUCGCUUGUCUACCUCAUCAAGCGUCUUAAAAACCAACUGGGAAAAGGCAUUUUGUACUGAGUGGACCUGGUACUGGCUUGACGAGAGACAUAAAUGGAUUGUCUAUUCCGGACAGAAUGCCAAAGGCAUUCAGGCAGGCAUCGACAGUGCCACCAUUGAGCAGAAAUUUGUGGACUACCAGAGCAAAGAUGGGGAGCCCGUCAUUGAAUUCACAGCCGGUGGUCAACGGUACACACUGGACUUUGAUGCAAUGGAGCAGACCAACGUCCACUAUCUUACCUGCAGAAAAGUUCGGCGGAGACCCAAGUUUGUUGCCAUGGAAGAACGUAAGCGAUUGGCAAAAGAGCUCUCUCAAGCCCAGUCAGCUACUGUUGCCGUGCCAACAACGUGGGAUAAUCGGGGCACACAGACAGAAGUGAAACUGGUCAAGCUGACCAACUAUACCAGCCCAGAAUACACUGCCAUCACCAAUUUGUUCCGGGACACAAUGGAUGACAGAGGAUCUAUCAUCUCCAUCAAGAGGAUACAGAACUUGGAAUUGUGGGAGGAUUUUACAAGACUGGGUGACCGAAUGAAAAAGAAGAACAGGGGCAAAUCUGUCUUAACCAAGCAGCUGUUUCAUGGAACUAUCUCUGAGAAACAUGCCACUACUAUUUGCAAUCAGAACUUCGACUGGCGACUCUGCGGAAGCAACGUUGGGACGCUGUACGGCAAAGGCAGCUACUUCGCCCGAGAUGCCAAGUUUGCUCAUAGCUACACUCGAGCUGACGAACUCGAUCAACGUUACAUGUUCGUAGUCCAAGUUCUGGUUGGCACCUACUCCGCAGGCAAAUCAGAAUACACAAGACCACCCCCAAGGGACCCUUCGAAGCCUCUAGGAGAUCUUUAUGAUUCCUGCGUCAACGAUACGUCAGAUCCCACAAUAUAUGUCAUCUUUGAGAAACCCCAGGUGUACCCUGAAUAUCUGAUCAAAUAUAAGGAGAAGUCCCACCACAGAACGGCAUCAACAGCUUUCGCUACCAAAUACCCAAGUAGAGUUGCUACUUCUACCACUGCCCAAUUGCCACAUGUAAGUGCCCGCACUUCUGCCAGUUACGCAACCCCAAGUCAAUACACUACGUCUGGUGUCAGCUACCAAAGUCCAGCUUCUGCCAGUGCAGCUUCAACAGCAUACAUGCCAUCUCGUGCAUCCAGUCGCCCAACUUCUUCCUAUGCCACCAGUGGAACAAACCCUGGGCAGGGUAAUAUACCAUCCUCACAUCACUAUCCAGCACCGCCAAGACCCACUUCAUACUCUAAUCCAGCUCCUGGCUAUUCCCAGAGCCCUUUCCAGCCAAAAACCUCUACAUCGACCAAGAGUUCAUCAUCAUCGGCAAGAACACCAUCCUCAAAAGAGAAAUCAUGCAGCAUACAGUAAACAAUGGUUUAACACAUUUAGUUAUCCUCCAUCCUCAAAGAGCAGUGAAGAAAGUGCUUUCGGCCAAAUUUUUGAGUCCUUUUUCAAGGAACCUUUCAUAUUUGCAUACAGUCAAACCAGGGUAAGGGAAUCGAGUCGCAUGUUCUUUGUACAUGCUUUCAAAUGGCAUCCAAAGUAACAGUGGCUAGGUUGUACCUUUCUCAAUCCUGCAAACUCCUCCAAAACCUCCUGGUGGCUUUUGAUGAGCAAUCUCUGAGUGGGUCAGGGACAUUUAUGAAAGGUACAAGCAAGUAAUCAACAAGUAAAAAGGAACUGUAUCUCUACUGAAUUCAUGCUUUUAUUAUGAAGGGGCGUCAACUUGUCAGUGGUUAGCUUUCACAUUAGACAGUAUACAGUCAACACAAUAAAUAUGAUUGCUUAGUAAAGUCAAUUGUAAAAUGCAAAAAAAAAAAUCAAUUUAGAAAUGGUUCUGCAUGAACAAUUUCAAAUAAUUGAAGUUCCUUCCAUCCACUGUACACUGGCACACAUUUCUAGCCAUUAUCAUAAACAAGUGAAAGGAUUUGUAAAGGAUUUAAAUUUACUUUCAAGGACUUUAUUCUGCAUUUGCAAUUAGCAUUUCUGAGUAGUUUAUACAGGACUCUACUUUCUGGAUAUAUUUGAUUUCUUAACUUCUGUCUUAGCACUUGUGUGUAUCUGUUGUCAUUGUGUGGUUGGUUACUUAAAAUGCAGGAAAGAUACAUACAGCCAUUUAAUUUCCAUUUUUUCUACUGUGUUUUGAAAGUUUUCUUCUUUUUCAUUUCUUCACUUAAAAAUGGACUUCAAAGGCAGGAUCAUAAUUGGCACAAAUGUGUACAUGGAAGGGAAUUUCA